GUGGUGUGUAUUCAUUUUAAUUAGAAUACUUGAAACCAAGAACAAAACAAUAAACCGACAAAUGAACGAAGACACAACAGUCCCGAAUAGUGAACACCAAACACAGGAAACACAGGAACAAUCACCCACAACCCACAAUACAAAACAGGCUACCUAAAUAUGGCUCCCAAUCAGAGACAAUGACAAACACCUGCCUCUGAUUGAGAACCAUAUCAGGCCAAACACAUAGAAAUAGACAAACUAGACAAACAACAUAGAAUGCCCACUCAGAUCACACCCUGAAUCAAACAAAACAUAGAAACAUACAAAGCAAACUAUGGUCAGGGCGUGACACUAUCAGUGUCACUGCUGCCGAAAGAACUGGACCAAAGCGCAGCGUGGUGAGUGUACAUAUUCCUUUUAUUAAGAUGACGCCGACAAAAACAAUAAAAAAAACAAUCGUGAAGCUUAAGGCUAUAGUGCCACAAACAAAGACAACUUCCCACACAGAAAGGAGGGAAAAGGGCUACCUAAGCAUGGUUCCCAAUCAGACACAAUGAUAGACAGCUGUCCCUGAUUGAGAACCAUAACAAAGAAACAAAGAAAUACAAAAACAUAGAAAACAGAACAUAGAAUGCCCACCCAAAUCACACCCUGACCAAACCCAAAAUAGAGACAUAAAUAGCUCUCUAAGGUCAGGGCGUGACAAUCAGCAUGACAAUGACCUGAAGUACAAGGAACUUGAAGUACAAGUUCGACCUGAAGUACAAGGAACAGUUUUGUAAAGAAGAAUGGUCAAAUAUUGCCAAAUCUAGGUGUGAAAAGUUGGUGGAGACCUAUCCCAACAGAGUCGCAGCUGUAAUUUCUGCCAAAGGUGCUUCUACCAAGUAUUAACUCAGGGGUGUGGAGACUUAUCCAAUUAUGAUAUUUCAGUUUUGUAUUUUUUAUAUAUACUUUUUUCACAAAAACGAAUUCUCCUUAAAAAUGUGGAGUAGAUAAGAGGGUGGCGGGGGGGGGUGUAUGGAACUCUGGGGCACUGACACAACAAAAUGUGAAAAAAAUUCAAGAGACUUUGAAACAUUUAAAUCAUUCAAAACUGGUAAGAAAUGUGGAACGACUUAAAAUACUAAGGUAAAAACAAUCAUGUUUAAAUAUUAGGACAACUAAGUUGUAUAUGCACACAUUGGUUUGAAUGUGACUUUUCCAGGGUUGGGCAGAUACGUAAAAAAUGCAAUCAGUUACUAACUACAGAUAACAUGACAAUAAAAGUAAUUAGUAACAAAAUCUAUUGGAUUACUCAAAAAUAGUGGAUUACUUAAUUGGUUAGACAGCACCUGCCUCCUCAGUUUAUGCUGCAGACGAUCAGUUUCCUCUCUAACUCUGCUCCCCCAACUCCCCAGCAUCUUUGGGCAAGUACUGGCUUAACUGUCUGCUGCAUCUUCUUGAUGAAAUAGCAUCAUGGGUGAAAGGUCAACUUCACUGUCAAGUUCCAGGAAAAGAAUUCCCAAAAGAAUUAUUUGAUUGUGCAAUUACAGGCCUUUUACACCGAGCUGCCAAGUAAAUUGUGGUCAGUAAAAGAGGAAAUGGUCAUUUGAAUGUCUGACCCACCCUAUAUCAUAACAGUCUGGAAUGAUAAAAAACUUCAAGAACAAAGACGCAACGGAUCCAAGAGAUAUCUGAUUGUUUCAUGAUUUGGAUGAUCAAUUGUGCAAAUACAAUUGCAAAAACAUGUGUAUAUUGGUCUGCAAAGACCGGUAGGUUUUAGUGUACACAUUCUCAUGGAAACUAGAGAUUUAGCUGAGUAAGCUAGAGUUUCAAGUCGAGAGUUUCAAGUUCCUUGGUGUCCACAUCACCAACGAACUACCAUGGUCCAAACACACCAAGACAAUCUUGAAGAGGGCACGACAACACCUUUUCCCCCUCAGGAGAAUGAAAAGAUUUGGCAUGGGUCCCCAGAUCCUCAAAAAGUUCUACAGCCGCACCAUCGAGAGCAUCCUGACUGGUUUCGUCGCCGCAUGGUAUGGCAACUGCUCAGCAUCUGACCGUAAGGCGCUACAGAGGGUAGUGCAUACAGCCCAAUACAUCACUGGGGCAAAGCUUCCUGACAUCCAGGACAGAUAUACUAGGCGGUGUCAGAGGAAGGCCCAAAACACUGUCAAAACUCCAGUUCCCCAAGUCAUUGACUGUUCUCUCUGCUACCAUACGGCAAGUGGUACCGGAGCGCAAAGUCUACGACCAAAAGGCUCUUUAACAACUUCUACACCUAAGCCAUAAGACUGCUGAGCAAUUAAUCAAAUGGCCACCUAGACUAUUUACAUUGACACCCCCCCACCCACCCCCCCCCUCCAUUUGUUUUUACACUGCUGCUACGCGCUGUCUAUUAUCUAUGCAUAGUCACUUUACCCAGACCUAAAUGUACAAAUUACUUGACUAAACUGUACCCCAGCACAUUGACUCGGUACCGGUACCCCCGGUAUAUAGCCUCGCUAUUGUUAUUUUAUUGUGUUACUUUUUAUUUUUUUUAACUUUAUUUUGUAACUUUUUUCUUAACUCUUUCUUGAACUGCAUUGUUGGUUAAGGGCUUGUAAGUAAGCAUUUCACUGUAAGGUCUACACCUGUUGUAUUCGGCACGUGACAAAUACAAUCUGAUUUGAUUUGUCAUGUGUGUCAUCCCAUUGCAUGAGAAGUGAACUGGAUGGAGCUGUGUUUUUGUCACAAAGAUCAUGAUGAAAGGUGGGAUGAUUCAGUUCUCCAUAAGUGGGGAUCUGACGUUUUUAGUUUAAAAAUAGUUUCUGUGGAAAGCAACCAAGGAGAGCAAAUUUGGCCGUUUUUUAAAAUUUCAAAUAUAUUAGAACAGCAAAAAGAAAAAUCAAAUUUCCGGGCUGUGUGGCUUAGCACAGCUUUCAGAAAACCUGCCAUUUUAGUGUGUUUGAGACAAACACAUCUUGAUAUUAGGUUAAGUAAUCUAAAAUGUAAUCAGCUGUUUUUAAGAAUGUAACUGUAAUCCGAUUAAACCAUUUAUUUAAAUGAAUUUGGUCCAAUUAGUAGCUUUAUUCUUUGAUCUGAUUGUAAUCCCUGUUAUGUGUUAGUACCAAACCCUGCUCUUCUCUCACAGUACAAUGUCACUGACAUUGGAAGACUGCCAAGCACCUUUUUAAACAAUUUACCCCUUUCCAGACAGAGUGCCUGGCAAACUUUAUACAUUCUUGAGGAGAUUGAAUGGCCAAGAGCCAACUCUGAUCACUCAUAAUUUUCACAUGAUUAGAAAAACAUCAGUAUAGUGGUACAUGUGGUAGGCAAAGGCUGGAGGGCAAUGUUGUUAAUGAUUUUGUAUAGGUCUAUUCGUUCUGCAAUUGUAAGUGUAAGUUAACCUUUACUUAAAAAAAAAAAUACUACUAAAAUGACAUAAUCACUCAUUAACUUAAUAUUUUUUUUAAUCUUAGUGAUGUUUCACACGUAAAUUAUAGUACUGCAGAUAAGUGACAUACAAACUACUUAGAUAAAGCACACUUACUUAACCAGCACGAUCAUGAUCCUUCUCAGAUUUCAACAGUGACGGAAACAUGACAGCUUCCAGUUGUUUUAAAGGGGAGUAGUUGGGAGUAGUAAGUGUGCCUCUCCCAUUCACACGUCUCACACCAGCAUACACAGAUGGAGGCUAUUCGGUCUUGACAGAGUGGAGACUGUGGAAGCUUUGCUGGACACAAGGACCUGAAGGAAGAGAAGGAGAAGAAAGGCGAGAACGAAGAGUGGGAUAAUAAUGGAGUGUAAGGAGAAUGUGAUCCACUACCUCAGCUGGGGGUUCAUCGUCAGUGGGGUGGCGUAUCUCCUUCAGCAGACCAGGACCCAGACCCCGUACGGACGCUACGUGACCCCGGAUGGGACCCCAGGGAGGACCUGCCCUGCCAAGCUGGCCUGGUUCCUCCAGGAACUGCCUUCUUUCCUGGUGCCCAUGCUCCUUCUGCUAUCCACCGACACAAAGCCCAGCCUGGGCAAAGACCUGCUUCUCUGGACCUUCUGUCUGCACUACUUCCAAAGAACAUUCAUCUACUCCUUGCUGACCAAAGGCCGCCCUUCCCCUCUCUACAUUGUCUUCUCUGCGGUAGUCUUCUGCUCUGUCAACGGUUUUCUCCAAGGCCACUACAUGCUCCACUGUGCCAUGUACGAUGAUGCGUGGCAGACCGACAUUCGUCUGUACACCGGUUUGCUGAUGUUUUUCCUGGGAAUGGCCAUCAACAUUCACAGCGACCACAUUCUUUUAAAUUUGAGAAAACCCGGAGAAGUUGUUUACAAGAUUCCCAAAGGGGGAAUGUUUGAGUAUGUCUCCGGAGCAAACUUCUUUGGAGAGAUUCUGGAGUGGUGCGGGUAUGCCCUAGCAACGUGGUCCCUGCCGACGUUCUCCUUUGCCCUUUUCACUAUGUGCUCGAUUGGACCGCGGGCCUACCACCACCACAGGUACUACCAAGAGAAGUUUGAAGACUACCCCAAGUCGAGGAAAGCUGUGAUACCUUUCAUAUUAUAAGAAGAACAGCAAACCGGAGAAGCCUUAAUAAAUGGACUGACCUAGCUAAAAUCAUUAGUCAUAGCCAUGAUAUUGGCAUUUACUGAACUCUGAAAUGAAAUGCUUGUCCAAUAUUGCUCUGUUCUGUGGAGCCCAUUUAACCAAGCUUUAGCUUUCAUUAACUAGACAUAUUCCCAUCAUCUCAUUGUAUUCAGAGCUAGAUCAUAUUCCACACCUGCAGCAACAGAUCUGUAAAUCCAUACUCCCAAAUGCUUGGAGGAAUAAAUGAUGUGGCAGCA
Salvelinus fontinalis (brook trout) is the source of this 4779-nucleotide messenger RNA. Its product is annotated as 3-oxo-5-alpha-steroid 4-dehydrogenase 2-like. The coding region runs from base 3740 to 4501 and encodes 253 amino acids. The transcript is spliced from 5 exons. The record is from RefSeq and is a predicted model, not a curated record. NCBI's taxonomy places the organism in Eukaryota, Metazoa, Chordata, Actinopteri, Salmoniformes, Salmonidae. Gene Ontology annotation, biological process: steroid biosynthetic process. Gene Ontology annotation, cellular component: membrane. Gene Ontology annotation, molecular function: 3-oxo-5-alpha-steroid 4-dehydrogenase activity.